AGCACAUUGGUGUGCUGUCAACUUUUACGGCUACAACAGUAUAUCAUGCCUUUUCUGCAAUUUUAAAGCAUUAAUAUGUUCAAUUGUUAACAUUUUACAUAAUUUCUUGAAGACAAACUACAUGUUCUUUUGACGGUGUAAUUUUCUGAUGCACCUUUCUACCAUUUACAGAGGAAAAUGAAGAAAUACAUGGUAGUAUGGGGUUCUAUGUUUUUCAUCGUAGUCAUUAUGUCGCUGUAUCUCAUGAUGGAAACAGUAUCGAACAACAUGGGGAGAGUCAGUUCUGACGAUGUACUGAAUGCAGACAAAUUAUCGAAAUUAGAGAACGAUUUAAAUAAAAAUAAAAAAAUAAUAAAGGAAAUAAAGGACACAGUGAGGUUUGUUUCUCAAGGUGAUAAAGACUCGCUGAAAAAAUUAAACGAUAUUAUCAAUGAUGCCGAUUCUAAGUUUAACCAGGCAAAAGAGGCAGUCAAGGAACUUUUACAAAAACCAGCUGAAAAGAUUCAAGCAGAACAACCUAUUGCAAGGGUUGCAGUACACAAUGUAGCAGUUAGUGGUAGUAAUCAAGUCUGUACGUUAGCUGAUGCACCAAAUAUCAAAACAGAUGUUCAGAUGUUGAAAUUGGUUGACCUUAUGACCUUUGAGAAUCCAGAUGGAGGCGUAUGGAAACAAGGAUGGAAUGUUAACUAUGACAAAAAUAAAUAUGACAAGAAGAAGUUGUAUGUGUUUGUGGUUCCACACUCACAUUGUGAUCCAGGUUGGGUAAAGACACUUGAUACUUACUACAAUGAUCAAGUGAAAGGAAUAUUAGAUAACAUGGUGGCUAAGUUAGAGGCGUAUCCUAAAAUGAAGUUUAUGUAUGCAGAAGUCUCAUUCUUCUCCAUGUGGUGGAGUCAGAUUGACCAGAAUAAAAAGAACAGGGUAAAAAAAUUAAUAGAGAAAGGCCAGUUUGAGAUAAUAACAGGAGGCUGGGUGAUGAAUGACGAAGCUAAUACACAUUACUUUGCUAUGAUUGAUCAGAUGAUUGAAGGCAACCAAUGGCUGAACUUGACACUAGGAGUUAGACCAGAAUCUGGCUGGGCCAUUGAUCCCUUUGGACAUACUCCCACCAUGGCUUAUCUGCUGAAGAGGAUGAAUUUCAAAAACAUGCUAAUACAGAGAGUCCAUUAUGCUGUAAAGAAAGCCCUAGCUAAAGAAAAACAACUGGAAUUUAUGUGGAGGCAAAACUGGGAUCAGGAAGGAUCGACAGACAUUUUAUGCCAUAUGAUGCCUUUCUAUUCCUAUGAUGUGCCACACACAUGUGGUCCGGACCCUAAGGUCUGUUGUCAGUUUGAUUUUGGUCGUCUUUCUCCCAGUAGGUGGAACUGUCCUUGGAGAGUACCACCUGUACAUAUACAUGAAGGAAAUGUUCAAGAGAGGUCUCUGACUUUACUAGAUCAAUACAGGAAGAAAGCUGAGCUGUACCGAAGUAACGUGUUGUUUAUACCAGUCGGUGAUGACUUCCGUUAUGACAGGGGAGACGAAUGGGACAAACAGUACACUAAUUAUCAGAAAAUAUUUGACCAUAUUAACUCCAAAUCUGACCUCAAUACACAGAUUCAGUUUGGAACAUUAACAGAUUAUUUUAAGAAGUUAUAUGAGGUAAAUGAUGUAGCCUAUGGACAGAAGCCACCUAGCUACCCUGUAUUGAGUGGAGAUUUCUUCACAUAUGCUGACCGUGAUGACCAUUACUGGAGUGGAUAUUAUACAUCAAGACCAUUCUAUAAAAGACUGGACAGAGUCCUAGAGUAUCAUCAAAGAUCAGCAGAAAUAGCCUUUACAAUGGCCACAGCUUACAGUAGAAGUGAAACCUAUUCUAACUUCCCUGAGAGUGCUCUGAUGAAGAUGUUAGUCACAGCUAGGAGAGCUUUAGGUCUGUUCCAACAUCAUGAUGGCAUCACAGGAACUGCUAAAGAUUUCGUCGUCAUUGAUUAUGGUAAAAGAAUGUUAGAAGCCUUGAUGAAUGCCAAGAGGAUUAUUGUUGAGUCCAUGACCUUCCUGACAGCCAAGUCGAAGUCUGACUACAAGUACAGCAACGAUAAACCUAUAUUUAACUUGGAUGAAAGCAGAGAAAAUCAUGAUUCUUUGGCAGAAAAGUCAGUGAUUGAUGUUACUGAAGAAGGAAGUCCAGUGAUCUUCUUUAAUUCCUUGGCUCACAACAGAGAACAGGUGGUAACAGUUCAUGUUAAUGCACAAAAUGUCCAGGUUGUUGAUGGCAAUGGUGCAGAAAUUCCAUCUCAGACUGAUGCAUUCUGGGUAAUAAAGAACAGAAUGGCUCCUGAGGAAUUUUUGGUGUCAUUUGUUGUUGAUGUUCCAGCCUUAGGUAGCGCCACCUACUUACUGAAGAGGACAACUAAGGGAAGUAAAUCCUAUGGUAAAGUAACAAUCUACAACACUGAGGCUGAAAAUGUUCCUGAACAAUCUCCAUUUACAAUCAAAACAGAACAAGAAAAAGAUUUCUCUGUUGAGAAUUCCUUCCUGAAAGCCGAGUUUUCUGGAAAUACAGGCUUUUUGAAGUCUGUGACAACGAAGGAUGAUGGUAAACAACACACGGCAGAAGUCAGCUUUGUAUCUUAUGGUAUAUCUCAUGGUAAAGAGAAGAGUGGAGCUUACUUGUUCUUACCUGAUGGUCCAGCAAAGCCUAUCAACUAUAUGUCACCAACGAUAAGGAUAACAAGAGGCCCCAUUGUGUCAGAGGUUGUAGUGUACCACCAGUAUACAGAACAUCAUGUUAAAAUUUUCAGUUCCCCUGGUACAGAUGGCAGUGCUAUAGACAUAUAUAACCUUGUAGAUAUUAGUAGUACUGGUGGUAAUAUUGAGACAGCCAUGAGGAUUAACACUGACAUACAAAACACAGAGAGAGAGUUCUUUGUUGACCUCAAUGGUUUCCAGAUGAUCAAGCACAAGAAAUUAGAUAAAAUUCCACUCCAGGCCAACUUUUACCCAAUGCCGUCCAUGGCUUUUAUAGAAGAUGAUAGUUAUAGGUUUAGUGUUUUGUCUGGACAGUCACUAGGCAUGGCUAGUUUAGAAGUUGGUCAGAUAGAGAUAAUGAUGGACCGACGUUUGAAUCAAGAUGACAACCGAGGUCUUGGUCAGCCUGUCCAUGAUAAUAAAGUUACUCCUAAUAGGUUUGCUCUCUUGUUUGAAAAGAGACUAAAGCCAAGGCCUAAAGAAAAAAUAACUGGAUUUCCGUCUCUUCAAGCUCAUCUAACCUCGUUACAGCUGAUUCAGCCAAUAUUUGUCAUUCCUAAAAAUAGUGAUACGGAAAGCAUUCCACUUUUACCGAACUUUAAACCAAUGCAGAAAACCUUCCCGUGUGAAAUCCAUCUAUUGAACUUCCGAUCUCUACGUUAUAGUGAAGAUGACACGUCUCAUGGAUUUAAGCCGAGAAAAGACGUAGCAUUGUUACUUCAUCAUUUAGGAUUUGAUUGUAAUUUUCCUAAUCGUGGAUUAAAAUGUGAUAGUUCAGAUGGACAGAUAUCAUUCCAACGCUUAUUUAAAGAGUUAACAUUUAAAAAUACCAAAGAAACAUCUUUAUCACUGAACUAUGAUCAAAGAGAUGUUAAGAAUGGAGAAACCAUGUCUCUUAAACCAAUGGAAAUAUAUGCAUAUCGGACAGAAUUACAGUGGAUGGCCUCAACGUACUGAUCCGUUUAUUUAUUGUUCAUAUUUAUGCAUUCUAAAUAUACUUGAAAUUGUUCCUGUAACUGUGAAUUCAGAAAUUUUAGCAUGCAUUACAUAAUGGAGAUUGUUGAUUAGCUGAAAUUCAAUGGAAAUAUAUGCAUAUCGAACAGAAUUACAGUGGAUGGCCUCAACAUACUGAUAUGUUUACUUAUUGUACAUAUUUAUGCAUUCUAAAUAUACUGUAGAAGCAGAAAUUUUCGUGGAGGAUUUAAUUUCGUUUAUUUUAUGGAAAGAAUAUAUCCAUGAAAUUAAAAAAAAAAACACAACUUUUAACAUUUAUAUAAUAUCAUUUCCAUUUAUUGGAAUCCACGAAAAUAAAUCCCCAUGAAGUCUUAUUACAACACAAAUCACGAAAUUUUAACCCCACGAAAAUUAGUGUUUCUACAGUACUUGAAAUUGUUCCUGUAACUGUAAAUUCAGAAAUUAUAGCAUGCAUUAGAUAAUGUAGAUUGUUUAAUAGGCUAAAAACGAGUGAUUAAUUCUUGUGAUUUCAGGAAAUGAGGGAUACAAAUAAUUCUUCAAAAUUUUUGUGUUCAUUUAAAAGAAACCUAUUUUGUUGCAAUUUUACUCCCUAUGAAAAGCAUAGCAAAAAUUUCUGAAUUUACUGUAAUUCACUUAUAUAAAAGAUGAAAACUAGUUUCCAAGGAGGAACAUUGAAAAAUGUGCAUUGGGGAAGAAAACACCAUUUUAUUGUUUCAUUGAAUUAUAUUUUGAUGAGGAACACUUAUUUAGAAUUGCAUUGACAAGGUUUAAUAUUUCUCUGUCUCACUAGCCGUAUGUUUUACAUUAUAAUAGUAGCUUUAAUAGGAUAAUUAAAAAGUAAAACGGAAAACAUGUUUAUAAUGGGUUCCAACUAUAUGUCCCCAUUUAAAUGCAUUGACUGGCCAAAAAAAGGGGGUGUUUCAACCCCUGGGACCCCUCCUCCCUUGGGUCCGCCACUGGUUUUAAUUUUAUCAGAAGCAGCUCAUAUAAUGAAUUAGCAGAUUUCUAAUAAUUUUUGUCUACCGGUACUAUCAGAGAGUGUCUGACAAAACCAAAAUUGUUACAGCGGAUUCCAUUGAGUGUGUAGCCAAAGGU
Messenger RNA from Mytilus trossulus (common blue mussel), 4800 nucleotides. Its product is annotated as alpha-mannosidase 2x-like. The record is from RefSeq and is a predicted model, not a curated record. The coding region runs from base 178 to 3687 and encodes 1169 amino acids. Gene Ontology annotation, cellular component: Golgi membrane. NCBI's taxonomy places the organism in Eukaryota, Metazoa, Mollusca, Bivalvia, Mytilida, Mytilidae. Gene Ontology annotation, molecular function: alpha-mannosidase activity; carbohydrate binding. Gene Ontology annotation, biological process: mannose metabolic process; N-glycan processing; protein deglycosylation. The transcript is spliced from 22 exons.